Molecule: messenger RNA, 3498 nt
Organism: Sphaeramia orbicularis (orbiculate cardinalfish)
Lineage: Eukaryota; Metazoa; Chordata; Actinopteri; Kurtiformes; Apogonidae
Gene: plod2
Product: procollagen-lysine, 2-oxoglutarate 5-dioxygenase 2
Exons: 20
Coding region: 354-2624 (756 amino acids)
Biological process (GO): peptidyl-lysine hydroxylation
Cellular component (GO): endoplasmic reticulum
Molecular function (GO): iron ion binding; procollagen-lysine 5-dioxygenase activity; L-ascorbic acid binding
Source: RefSeq, a predicted model, not a curated record
GCUUAGUCACACUUUCUCGCAGGACUGCCCUGUGUCAGGGGUGAACUCAGUGAUCUGUCCUCCUCUGGUUCUAUCUUCACUGGGAUCCCACAGUGACUGCACUGGCAAUUAAGGAACCACGCCUGUUGCGCACUAAUGUCCCUGAAUUGAAGUCCUUAAACUAGCCUUCCCUUGGACUGGAAAACUGUCUUAAGAGCUAGAAACUUCAAAUACAUCGUGUGAUUUUUUUUUUCUCUCUCACUUCAUUAUUUUAUUAUCGCGAGAGCCCACAGUCAGGACCCUCCAGGGCUGACCACUGCUGUCGGACUGGGAGGUGAGAGUCACUGCGUCCGGGAACGCGCACCGCAACAGCAAUGGAGUACCUCAAGUUUUGUUUUGUGUUUUCAUUCUGGAUGAAGUUUGCAAAUUCACUCUACCCUUCUGAAUCACCCCAAACUCCUGCGCCUAUUCCUAAAGAGAAACUGCUCGUCCUAACUGUUGCAACAGAGGAGACAGAUGGCUUCCGCCGCUUUAUGCAGUCUGCAAAAUAUUUUAACUACAAUGUGAAGGUGUUGGGGAUGGGAGAAGCAUGGAGAGGUGGAGAUGUGGGCCGGUCCAUCGGUGGGGGGCAAAAAGUCAGACUACUGAAGGAAGCCAUGGAAGGUCUGGCCGACCAGGAGGAUCUUAUUGUCCUGUCUGUGGAUAGCUAUGAUCUUAUCUUUGCUGGAGGACCAGAAGAAAUACUCAGGAAGUUCCAACAAGCAAAUAACAAAGUCAUUUUUGCUGCGGAGGGGCUGAUUUGGCCUGAUAAGCGACUAGCUGACAAGUACCCCUCAAUCCGCAGCGGCAAGCGCUACCUCAACUCUGGAGGUAUUAUCGGCUACGCCCCAUACAUUAACAGAAUUGUUUCACAGUGGAGCCUCCAUGACAAUGAUGAUGAUCAGCUCUUCUACACUAAAAUAUACCUGGAUCCACUACAGCGACAAACUCUCAAUAUGACUUUGGACCACAAGUGCCAGAUUUUCCAGAACUUGAACGGAGCUGUUGAUGAGGUGCUUCUCAAGUUCGGAACAGACCGAGUGAGAGUUAGAAACACUGCCUAUGACUCUCUACCGGUGGUUGUCCAUGGCAACGGAAACACCAAAAUGUACUUGAACUACUUGGCCAACUACGUCCCCAAUGCAUGGAACUAUGAACACGGCUGCAGCCACUGUGAUGAUGACCUUGUGGACCUGUCUCAGUUAAAAGAAUACCCAAAUGUGUUAGUUGGAGUGUUCAUCGAGCAGCCAACUCCUUUUCUCCCUGAAUUCUUCCAGCGACUUCUGACCCUGGAUUAUCCAAAGGAUAAACUCAAAGUUUUUGUACACAACAAUGAGGUUUACCACGAGAAGCACAUCCAGAAAUUCUGGGAGGAGAACAGGAAUGCGUUCAGCAGUUUCAAAGUUGUGGGACCAGAGGAAAAUCUGAGCCAGGGAGAAGCCAGGAACAUGGGCAUGGAUCUUUGCCGCAAGGAUGCCGCAUGCGACUACUACUUCAGCAUGGACUCAGAUGUGAUGCUCACCAACAGGCAGACGCUGAAGCUCCUCAUCGAACAGAACAGAAAAAUAAUUGGUCCCCUUGUCACUCGUCACGGCAAGCUGUGGUCCAACUUCUGGGGAGCCUUAAGUCUGGACGGUUAUUACGCUCGCUCAGAAGAUUAUGUCGACAUUGUACAGAGGAAACGUGUGGGUGUGUGGAACAUUCCUUAUAUGGCACAUAUAUACCUCGUCAAGGGCAGUGCCUUGAGGAAUGAACUGAAAGAGAGGAACUACUUUGUUCUGGAGAAACUGGACCCAGACAUGGCUUUGUGUAGAAAUGCCAGAGAAAUGACCAGUCACAGAGAAAAAGACUCCCCUUCACCGGAAUCAUUCCAUAUGCUCAGGCCCCCAAAGGGAGUCUUCAUGUACAUAACAAACCGUCAUGACUUUGGGAGGCUAAUUUCCACAGCCAAUUAUAACAUUUCUCAUUAUAACAAUGACUUGUGGCAGAUAUUUGAAAACCCCGUGGACUGGAAGGAGAAGUACAUCCACCAGAACUACACACAGAUUUUCACUGAGAACUACUUGGAGGAGCCUUGUCCAGAUGUGUUCUGGUUCCCAGUUUUCACAGAGAAGGCCUGUGACGAAAUUGUUGAAGAGAUGGAGCACUAUGGUUCAUGGUCGGGAGGCAAACAUGAGGACAAACGGAUUUCUGGAGGCUAUGAGACGGUGCCAACCGACGAUAUUCAUAUGAAGCAAAUUGGCUUUGAUAAAGAGUGGCUACACUUCAUCCGAGAGUUCAUAUCACCCGUCACAUUAAAAGUUUUCUCUGGCUACUACACAAAGGGUUACGCCGUCAUGAACUUUGUGGUGAAAUACACACCUGAAAGGCAGGCAUACCUGAGGCCACACCAUGACUCCUCCACCUUCACCAUCAACAUCGCCCUCAAUAACAAAGACAGAGACUUUCAGGGUGGGGGUUGCCGUUUCCAUAGGUAUAACUGUUCCAUUGAGUCGCCAAGGAAAGGCUGGAGCUUCAUGCACCCGGGUCGACUCACUCACCUUCACGAAGGCCUGCCCACCACCAACGGCACCCGCUACAUCGCAGUGUCCUUCAUCGACCCCUGAACUUUCCCUUCAUAAAUUAUUCUUUUUGACCGUGCUUUGCUUUCUUUGUCAUGUUUUUGUUUCGUUAUGUGUUGAUUUGUGCCCAGGAUGUUUUGCUGAUGCAUUUUUUUAAAGCAACUGCUUUAAAAGAAUAAUUAACUGUGUUGAGUGAAUCUCUGUCAAACAGAGUGAAAAUGAAAAGGUGUGUGACAAAUGUUAUUUACACGUUAGAUACACAAAAUACAAGUAAAACAUACUAGCGGGGUAACAGGCAUCAAACUGCUCAACUAUUUAUUUCUGGAUUUAAAAACAACGUCUAAAUAUGCUUUUUUAUCAGGGUUUUUACCGGGCAUAUUUAGAACAGCGACGUUAACUGUCAUAAAUACACACUGGUAGCUUUGCGGGUUAGCUAUUUUGUGCUGGCGUGCACAUGUCCUAUGUGUAUCUGUUAGUUUUAUUCAGGAAAAUGUCACUGAACCUUUGAUACUGUAAAAUCUCAUCUUUGCUACAGUUGCCACUGGUGCUAAUUUUCAUUCUGUGGUUCUGCGUUUAAGAUUAAAGUCUUUUUUUUUUUUUUUGUUAGAGUGAAAAGUGCUGUUGUUUUUCUUCCACAAACAGACAUGAUUCAGUUUAAUAUGUGCCCAGAUAUCUAUUUUUGUAAUUUAACACACACAAAAAACUAAACAGAAUUCAGUUCUGUUUUAAUGAAAUUCGAUAUUCUGUUUGUACUUCAAAGGAUUUUUUUCUUUGUUGAAAUUGGCAACACUCACUGUCUUUUACGAAAAACACUUCUGAAGUUUUUUUUUUUUUCUUGAAAAGUGUGUGAAAGGAUUUUGAAAUUCAGCAAAUGUUUAACUUAUUGUCAAAAUUUAAUAAAAGCUGAAUAAAAAAAUCA